AUGGUUCUCUCCCCAGCGUCGUCUUCCUUGCUGACGCCAUCUGCGGCUCCAUUCGGCGGUGUGCGGGUGUUUCUGCACAUCCGCGAGAACACUAUCGGCGCUGGGGGUAGUCGCAUGAAGCACUAUGCCAAGAAGGCCCUGCGCAAGCUCGGCGCCACCCUGACGCUCUCGGAGAACACGGCGGACUUGAUUGUGUUUCACUGCGGGAAUGAGUCGCUUCUUGAGAACGCGAUAGCACAUGGAAAGAUCAUCGUUGCCCCGGCGUACCUUCAGGAGUGUGCCAAGUGCAUGGAGCGGUUGUCGACUGAGGCGUUUCUCGUUCACCCACGACUGGGUCACGCGCAGGGGACGGAAGACGCGGCCGUAGGGGAUAACGCCGCCGGACGCGACGAAGAAACGGAGGAGGAGCAGUGCCCGCAGGCGGAGCUACCGCCAAAGAGGACCUCCAUGGGGUUGUCCACCAUUCCCUACCUUGAUGACGUUGCGGAGGACGAGCGUAAACACGCGGCGGGGGGGCGUGUCGCGGGCUUUGAGGUGCAGAGUCGAGCCACCACAAGACAGGUAGCAGCGCCUGCUGUUGUUGAAGAUGAUAGCACGGACGAGGGCAACCGCACUGGUGGCCCGUUUCUCUAUGUGGGCGCCUUGGAUGCUCCUUGCGCGGAAGAAGCAGCGAGUACCGUCGCCGUGGCCACAUCGUCAUCGUCAACGGUAACCGCAAAGAGGGGCAGACGGAAUUUCACGGACGGCCCACCAGCAGUGCGACGCAAACGUGGGCAGUGCAUCUUUGACAGUGUUGGCGGUGAGCACUCGGAUGGGGUGCUGAGUAAGAGAACGAGUAAGUUACAGAAACGAACGACCGCGUCAGCGACGAAUGAUGGGACGACAGAGCCCACGAUGGCCUUCACGGACGCCCGCCUCAUCACUUUGUUGGUUACUGCAGAGCCGGGUGUGAAACAUGACAUUCAUUCUGGUGCGUCACAUGUCCGUCAUCCCACGACCCUUUCGCAGCUCCGCAUUGCCGUGGCCGGGGAGGAUGAGUGUGAAAUUCAGUUUCUCUGUGACGUUGUUGAGCAGCUGGGAGGUAUCUUUGUGCCACGCGUGUUUGGUCGCGUGCGGAAGCCAACGCACCUGGUUUUGGGGGGGCGGGGGGAGCUGACUCCGAUGGUGUUGCUUGCCAAGGCGCUGGGUAUCCCUGUGCUGACACCGCAGUGGCUCUAUGAUGCUAUUUCCUUGGGGGAAUUCCCGAAGAUUAUCUCUGCCCAUCUGCAUCCCAUGUACUCAAGUAACGUGCGCCUCAGUAGCACUCUCAGUGGGAGGAAGGAAGAGGGAGACAAGGAAAAGAAGGAGGAGCAAUCUGGUGGUAUGCCGAUGCAAAUGCCUCGGAAGGACCCGAGCAUUGAGAAUACUCUUAUUGGCAUGUUGCAGCAGGACGUUGGUCCCAACUAUAGGCCUAUCUUUCUUGGGAUGGUGUUCGCCUUUGUCAGCCACUCCCCGCUUGUCCACGCCUACCAGUUCACGGAGCUUGUGCGUAUUUUAGGUGGCUUUGUUUCACGCAGUUCGUUGAGUCUGAACCUCUCCGUCCUCGUUGAUCUUGGAUACGGUGCCCCCCUCUCGCAGGAGGAGGGAGUGGAGGGAACAUGCGAGGAGGAACAAGGCGAUGUGUCGAGAGCGGCGGGGGUCAGAAAGCGAAAACUGCGUCGAAGGGUCGUGCGAGGUGCGGAAGGGGAAGGGGCUGCCGUGGAGACGCAGUCGAUUCCCAUGACGUAUCAAACCGCGCUGAGCGACGGUGGCAGCGUGACACGGCCCACUUCCCAUGAUGUCUUGCAGCGUCUCAUGACGCAGCGCCGCCAGCGCGAUCUCCCUGUCAUCCCUGUGGUUUCUGUGGAGUGGAUCAUUCAAUGCAUCUUGCUUGGCGAGGCGACUGAGACUACGCCGUUUGAGGUUUCACUGAGCCUGCAAGAGCAUCUCGGUGCAGUGGAGGUCGACCAAUCUAGCGAGACAAAGGAAACCGCCAACAGCAACAAGGCCGUCGCCUGCACCCCGCCGAGGCAAACGAGGUGCCUCGGGAAUAACAGCACGAGGGAGGGGAGUGGCGGCCGUGGCAGGGUUUCGUGGCAAACCCCUGUGGUCACCAGUCCGUUUGCAAAGACCUCUGAGGGACCGAGUAGUGCGAUGAAGCGGGCAGAACAACAGUUAAGCACACAACAGCUGCUUCUUUCGUUGGAAAGUGAUGAGGAGUGA
Molecule: messenger RNA, 2241 nt
Organism: Trypanosoma rangeli
Lineage: Eukaryota; Euglenozoa; Kinetoplastea; Trypanosomatida; Trypanosomatidae
Exons: 1
Coding region: 1-2241 (746 amino acids)
Source: RefSeq, a predicted model, not a curated record